This is a messenger RNA of Fragaria vesca subsp. vesca, 1047 nucleotides long. Its product is annotated as F-box/kelch-repeat protein At2g44130-like. Gene Ontology annotation, molecular function: protein binding. The transcript has a single exon. NCBI's taxonomy places the organism in Eukaryota, Viridiplantae, Streptophyta, Magnoliopsida, Rosales, Rosaceae. The record is from RefSeq and is a predicted model, not a curated record. Bases 1 to 1047 code for a protein of 348 amino acids. Gene Ontology annotation, biological process: negative regulation of cytokinin-activated signaling pathway; regulation of phenylpropanoid metabolic process.
AUGGGGAUUCCUGAAGUGCCGGAGUGGAUUCCGGGCCUGCCGGAGGACCUCGGGCUGGAGUGCCUGACCCGGCUGCCCUAUUCGGCCCACCCGAUCGCUUCACGGGUCUGCCGGCCGUGGCGAUCACUCCUGGAAAGCAAGGACUUCUAUCACCACAGGAAGCGGAACGGUUACACCCGGAAGGUGGCCUGUUUGGUUCAGGCUACUAGUGGGGCAGUCACUCUCGAAUCAAAUCAGCCGAAAUCGAACACCGCGGGAUCCGCAAGUUACGGAAUCGCGGUGUUCGAUUCGGUUUCGGGUACUUGGGAGCGGCUGGACCCGAUUCCCAAGUACCCGAACGGCCUGCCGAUGUUUUGUCAGCUGGCGAGCUGCGAGGGGAGGCUGGUGGUGAUGGGCGGGUGGGACCCGGCGACGUACAAGCCGGUCGCCGACGUGUUCGUUUACGAGUUCACGACGUGUCGUUGGAGGAAGGGGAGGGAAAUGCCGUCGAAGCGGUCGUUUUUCGCGAUCGGGUCGAGCGGGAGCCGGGUCUACGUCGCGGGCGGGCACGACGAGAGCAAGAACGCGCUCAGAUCGGCGUGGGUUUACGACCUGAGGCGGGACGAGUGGGCCGAGUUGACUCAGAUGAGCCGGGAGAGGGACGAGUGUCAGGGGGUGGUGGUCGGGGACGAGUUUUGGGUGGUGAGCGGGUACGGGACGGCGAGCCAGGGAGCGUUUGAGGGCGGGGCGGAGGUGUUGGAUCUCGGGUCGGGUCGGUGGAGGCGGGUCGACGGCGCGUGGGAGGAGGGGCAGUGUCCGAGGGCGUGUGGGGGUGGGGUUGGGAGAGAUGGGAGGCUGGUGAGUUGGGCCGAGUUGGGCCCGGCUGCGCGGGUCGGGACCCGUGGGGUCGAUCUCGGGUCUCGGGUCCUGGUGAUGGGUUCGGAGUAUGAUGGCGCGAACCAAGGGAUCUUUGUGAAGGGAGAAGGGCAGAAUGGUAAAUUGGAGAAGGUUAGUGUGCCGGAAGAGUUUUCUGGGUUUGUUCAAUCCGGCUGUUGUGUUGAGAUUUAG